Molecule: messenger RNA, 828 nt
Organism: Umbelopsis ramanniana AG
Lineage: Eukaryota; Fungi; Mucoromycota; Umbelopsidomycetes; Umbelopsidales; Umbelopsidaceae
Exons: 1
Coding region: 302-649 (115 amino acids)
Source: RefSeq, a predicted model, not a curated record
GACAAAGACAAUGCGAUCAAAACCGCUCCCAUACCCACGAACCCUUCUGACAGUGAUAAGAAUCCGUUUGAAAAAUUCAGUUCAGGUAGGUAGAAAUGCUUGCCUUUGGUUUCAUGACAUGUCUGAACUAACGAGAAACACCACCCCAUUCGACAUUUUAGUCACGCUAUAUCACGAAGGCGACUCUGAUACCGAGAGUGAUACCGAAACCAUUGCAUUGUGACAACAUAUCCUUCUUUUGUCGCCUGCCCCACAUUAGAUUCGCACAUAUACACACAUACCCUACCACCCUUCGCACAUCAUGGAAACCCGCCGGAAAAUCCCCAAAAAAAAAAUUAUUAAACAACACACACACCUUUUUUUGCUAAACGAUAGGUCCCUUCACCAUACAGCAAGCGACUAUCACCAACUAAUGAUACCUUUUUUUCUUUUCGUCUUCUUUUUAAAUGUUUGCGUUUUGUUUUAUUCCUGUUUUCAUUUCUACUACCCUGGAGUGAUUUCACCUAUAUUAUCGCUCUGCAAGUUCUUUUCGGUUGGGUUGUCACCCACCAUUGUAUUUAUUGCCGUUUCUUUGCUUUACACUUUGACCAAAAAUGAAAACAUCUCUCAACUCUCUGUGCUGUUGGUACGACGUCUGACAGUUCCUUAACGUAACUGUUUUGUGUGUUUAUUUGUGCAUCACUCAUCUUUUGAUAAGCAGCGACGUCUCGGUGAUCGGACAGAUAUAAAGAUUGGGUUUGUAUAGAUAGGGGCAAGUACGAUAAAAAACAUUGGAUAUAAUACAGGAGUUAGGGGAUAUGGUAGAAAAAAAUGUCGAUUAUGACCGAA